Molecule: messenger RNA, 1149 nt
Organism: Lactuca sativa (garden lettuce)
Lineage: Eukaryota; Viridiplantae; Streptophyta; Magnoliopsida; Asterales; Asteraceae
Product: transcription factor ORG2
Biological process (GO): regulation of transcription by RNA polymerase II
Cellular component (GO): RNA polymerase II transcription regulator complex
Molecular function (GO): DNA-binding transcription factor activity, RNA polymerase II-specific; RNA polymerase II transcription regulatory region sequence-specific DNA binding; protein dimerization activity
Source: RefSeq, a predicted model, not a curated record
UUAACUUCUUAGAAGAUGUAAGUCUCACUUUAAUAAUGCAAGAGGAUAUACGUUUACCAUUGUAUAAAUAUACCAAACUCAUCAUCCUAACUUCCCCAAAAAAAUUUCCUGCAAAAACAUCCCCUACAAUACAAAAGAAAGAAAGAAAAAUAUGUUGUCAUUAUCCCCUCUGUUCUCAACUACCUACGGAUGGCCCUCAGAGGAUCCUAUCAAGAAUAAUGUUCAACCGGAUUGCAACAAUAUUUCUAUAGAAGCUGAACCAAAUUCAUGUAAAUCUUUACUUGAUUUUGAUACAUAUGAAGAUAUCCAGCAUGAUUUUUCAACUGAAAAUUCUAAUUCUUCUGGUGGGUUUGUAAAUGGCUAUUUGGCUAAUCCUAUGGUGAAGAAGCUCAAUCAUAAUGCCAGUGAAAGACAUCGUCGUAAGAGGGUGAACGACUUAUAUGGUUUCCUUCGUUCACUGCUACCCAUUUCCAGUGAUCAAAAGAAAAAAGUAAGUAUCCCAGGGACAGUAUCUCGUGCACUUAAGUACAUACCGGAACUACAAAAGGAAGUAGAGAAAUUAAAACAUAAAAAGAAAAAGCUUUCAUCGUACUCAUCAUCAAAAGUUCAUUUGAGUCAAGAAGUGGUAAAGAUGCAAAAAUCAUCCUUGGUUUCAUCCGUAAGUGUGUUAGGAGCCACAGAAGCUGUCAUACAACUUAUUUCCUCAAAUGAUCAUAUGAGCAAGAGGAAAGAGAUUGUCUUCUUGUCUAAGGUUUUGGAAUACUUAGAACAGGAAGAAGAUGGGCUUGUUUUGCUCAAUGCAACGAAUUUCAAAUGUUCGGGGGAAGAGAUGGCAUUAUGCACUCUUCAUAUUCAGGUGCAAGGUGAUAAUGACAUUGACGCUGAAAGGCUGAAGGAGAAGCUUAGCUCGUUCCACCAGCCAUAAGAUCGAAAUUUACUCUAAUUAGCAUAGGAUAUAAAAAGUAUAUAUAUCUAGUAAUCCUGAUAAGCAAGCAUUAGUGUUUCUCAUAGUUAUGUAACGAUACAAAUAGAUCAUCAUGACUGUAGCCUGUCAUUUUGUAGAUUAGUGUAGAGCAAUAGAAUUAACUGCGAAUGAUAGAAAAAAAAUCGUAACUAAUCCAUCAUGCAUGCUUUACAUUGUUACUUCAA